AUGAAAGAGGCAGCCUAUGCUGAUGAGCUGAAGACUCUUGAAGAGUUCAAACCUACUCGUAAUGAUUGGUUUGUUAAAGAAACGAGGAGGAGACGCAGAAAGGUUACUCCUAAAGCUCAAGAGGGUGAGGGAUCAUCAUCACAACCGAAGAAGAAACAAAAGAAAGCCGCUAAAACGUUAUUGAUUGAUGAACCUGAAGAAGAUGAGCCAGUUGUAACUGCGGAAGAAGAUUCGUAUAAUGUUGAUGAAAACUUGAUGUUUAAUGUUGAUGUUUUAGGGACUGAGCCAACAGUGAAUGUUGAAACUGAACAAGCUGUUAAUGUAGAAGCUCAGAAAGAGAAGGUUAUUGACGAUAUUGAAGGUGAUGAUGUUGAUAAAGAUACUACAAGUUCCUCGAGUUCUUCAGAAGAUGAAGUAGAUGAAGCUGGACGUUUAAGAAGAAUUCAGGAAGCAACGGAGAAAGAGAAGUUGUUGAGAAAGAGGAAAAGGCAAGAAAAGGAAGAUGCUCCAUAUGUGCCAUCUCCACAACAUGUUUCUGAAUCGCAAUCACCUUCUAGUGGCAGAAAGAAGGCCGGGGCAAGAAAGAAAGUUGUAUCUCCAAAGAUCCGGAAAGUUACACCAAAGAUUUCAAAGCCAAAGAUCGUCUUAAAGAAGAAACCUUCCAAAGAAACCAGUAAACCAUCAACACCACCACAUGAGCCAACACCACCUCAAUCUCCAAUUCAAUCACCUCCACGACAACCUACACCUCCACAACAACCUUCUCCACCAAAACAACCAACACCACCCAGACAACCAUCACCAAUACACCCUUCAUCACUACAUCUUUCACCACCACAACAAACCUUAUUCACAUCGCAAGAAAUCUUUCAAACACCACCACUCACCCAAGGUCAACUAACACCUGGUUCUGCUGGGCACAAAGGUCUUCACAUUCCUCAUGAUAAUCUUGAAGACAUUGGAGAUUUCGACUUUGCAAACGAUGAACAAGUUAAGAAGUUGGAAAAGAAGAUGGAUGAAGUGUUGGAUGAAAACAAAAAGUUAGCUGCUGAGAACAAGAAAGUUUCUAAUCGUGAGAAUAUUCUUGAAAUGCGUGUGAAGAGGCUGGAGAUUGACAACAAAGAAUUGUUGAAGAAGAUUGACACUGAUCAAUCUGAGAUUGAUAUCUUGAAAGUACGAGUUGCUGAACUUGAAGAAGAAAAAGCUCAAAGAGAUGAACAGAAUAAAUACUUCGAGUUGAAAAAUAAAGAGCUUGAAGCUGCUAAGGCUUUGAGGGAGCAUGAGUUCUACAUGUUAAACAAAGUCGUUGAAAGUAUGCUCGGAACAUCAGUUGAACAAAAGUUUGAAGAGAUACAAGUUGAAGAACUAAGGGCACAACGUUAA
This is a messenger RNA of Helianthus annuus (common sunflower), 1383 nucleotides long. RefSeq names its product proteoglycan 4-like. The transcript has a single exon. The record is from RefSeq and is a predicted model, not a curated record. Lineage: Eukaryota; Viridiplantae; Streptophyta; Magnoliopsida; Asterales; Asteraceae. Bases 1 to 1383 code for a protein of 460 amino acids.